CUCAACACCCUCGCAGAUCGGUUUCUACUGCGGUUAAUACGAUGUACCAGGCUACUUCCCGCCACGAACAAAUUCUUUAUGCCUUAGAGAUAGUGUCUAGUCUAACAGAUGACGAACUUCGGGAAUACAGGGAAAAUAUCAAGCCCGCGCACCAGCGACUAAGCCGACGAAGUCGCUCAUUGGAUGCCAUGGAUUUUCUGGACAAAGCCUUGGAAGAGUUUCCGAGUGUGGAAGCCUUUCUCUACGACCAAGGUGAUCUGACACCCAUUAUCCUUCGGGCAGAUUAUGGUAGUGGCGAUACCAAUCCCGCGAGUGCAUUUAUAACAGGAAGUUCGUGCAAUGACCCGCAGAAGUGGCUUUUGCGGGCUUUGGCCAGAAGGAGCAUAGUUCGUUCUAUCUAUGAGCAGCAGACCAACACUAUGGCGUUCAUUCGAGCGAAUCGUUUGCCUAAUACGACCACGGUUGCAAAUUCUAUUGGUGAUGGUACAAAGCCAGAUCAGCUAGAGAAAUCCCUCGGCGGCUCAGGGAUUUGGCUUAUUCUCAUGCCAGUGCUUUCGCUGUUUAGACAUGUACCGCAACCGGAAAUUACUGUUAUCUCCCAACUACUAUUAUACGAUGAGCGCUUUUAUUCACUCAGGAGGGCCGCGUUAACAUGGUCACGCUGCUUCGACCGAUGCCAGGCGUUGUUUGACCUUCAGAUACGUAUGUAAGGUCACUUCCCGGACAAAGUUACUAGCUACUAAGACGUGGAGACAGGCAGGUGUAAUACGUUGGGGCAGAGAUGACCACCCCGUCGGGAAGA
Messenger RNA from Aspergillus caelatus, 802 nucleotides. RefSeq lists its product as uncharacterized. The transcript has a single exon. The record is from RefSeq and is a predicted model, not a curated record. NCBI's taxonomy places the organism in Eukaryota, Fungi, Ascomycota, Eurotiomycetes, Eurotiales, Aspergillaceae. The coding region runs from base 42 to 710 and encodes 222 amino acids.